UGGUCUGACGACUGGUGUUUACCGCAUCGAUUCUCAAGUGGCUCGCACCUCGAGUGUGGUACACCUCUAGCAAACGUGGUGUUCAAGGCCUUCCGGUCAUGUCGGAGACAUCGACGCCUGGUGGUCCCCACUCCGUAGGACCGGGCGUGACCGCCACCGGCCCGCCGCUGUCGGCUGACCCCCCUCUGCCGACGCUGCACGCCGCUCUGCAGGCCGGCCAGCCGGAGGAUGUGGGGCGUCUGCUGCGGCUCGCCCCGGGGGCCGGCGUCAACGCCAGGGACUCACUGGGACGCACGCCGCUCAUGCUGGCCGUGGAGGCCGACUCGCCCGAGGCCGUGGAGCUGCUGCUGGCGCACGGUGCCGAGCCCAACGAGGCCAACCAUUUCGGCCUGUCGGUGCUGUACCUGGCGGCCAGUACGGGCCGGCUGGCAUGCUGCGAGCGGCUGCUGCGCGGCGGCGCGCUCGUCAACGCCUUCACCCUGCGGCUGCGGCGCACGGCGCUGCACAUAGCCUGCGCCGAGGGCGAUCAGCACACUGUGGAGCUGCUACUGCGCUUCGGCGCCGACGCCAACGUCAUCGACUACGGCCACCGGGCGCCGCUGCAUCUGGCGGCGGCCGGCGGCUUCGCAUGCUGCGUACAGCUACUGGUGCGCCAUGGGGCGCGCGUCAACGCGCUCGAUCUGACCGGCGCCACGCCGCUGAGCCUGGCGCGUGGCGACGCCUGCCUACGCGAGCUGGUGGAGGUGGGCGCGGCGCUGAGUCCGGCCGGCUUCCGGUGUCUCGUGCGUGAGAGUCCCACCACGCUGAUGCAUAUCCUGGACCUGGGCGUGAAGCCUGCCGAAGAAGGCGGCGUGCAGAUCUCCUACAAACCACUUCGUGACUAUUGGCAUUGGCUGCCCCUUCGAAACCGACUUUGUACAAGAGACGAUGAACACCGGCUGCUGGGAGCUGCUUGGACACCCCGUCAUGGAGGUGCUCCUCGAACUGACGAGGCAGGAAGUGUUUUGGCUAGUGCGUUGUCAGACUGGUGACCUGUGUCUUGUUCCUCGUCGCCUUGUCCAGUCUGA
Pollicipes pollicipes is the source of this 1067-nucleotide messenger RNA. Its product is annotated as ankyrin repeat and protein kinase domain-containing protein 1. The record is from RefSeq and is a predicted model, not a curated record. Gene Ontology annotation, molecular function: protein binding. The coding region runs from base 99 to 1031 and encodes 310 amino acids. The transcript is spliced from 2 exons. NCBI's taxonomy places the organism in Eukaryota, Metazoa, Arthropoda, Thecostraca, Pollicipedomorpha, Pollicipedidae.